GUCGCGGAGCCGCUGGCCAUCGCCGUGCAGGGCCUCGGCCCGCGGCAGCAGGUCACGCUGCAGAUGUCCUUGCGGGACGAGACGGGCGAGCUCUUCCAGGCCUGCGCCCGCUACCAGGCGGGGGACGACGGGGAGCUGGACCUCGCCCGCUGCCCCGCGCUGCCGGGAGGCAGCUUCUCUGGCCUGGAGCCCAUGGGGCUGCUCUGGGCUUUGCAGCCCCAGAAGCCCUUCUGGUAUAUGGUGAAGAAGGACGUGCAGAGCCCCUUCCUCCUGCAGCUGGAGGUGUUUGAUGGCCACGGGGACCCCCCCGGGCGGCUCCUGGCCCAGGCGCAGCAUGAGCGGGCGUUCCUGCGGGACGGGGUGCGGAGAGUGCCGGUGCGAGAGGGGAGGAUCCGGGCAACGCUUUUCCUGCCCCCCGGAGAAGACCCCUUCCCAGGCAUCAUCGACAUACACGGACUCGGGGGAGGUCUUUUUGAGCACAGGGCCAGCCUGCUGGCCAACCAUGGCUUUGCCACACUGGCCCUGGCUUAUUAUCAGUAUGAGGAUCUGCCCCAGGAGCCAACUGAACUCCACCUGGAAUAUUUUGAAGAGGCAGUGAACUAUAUGCUCCAGCACCCACAGGUGAAGGGACCAGGGGUUGGACUGCUCGGUUACUCCAAAGGAGCCGAUCUCUCUCUCGCCAUGGCCGCCUUCCUGAAGAACAUCACAGCCGUUGCUUCCCUCAAUGGCCCUGUGGCCAUUACUUCUACUCCUCUCCGUUACAAGGAUAAAGUUAUCCCCUCUUUGACCAUCAAUGAAGAACGGGUCAAGAUCAUUGACUCCAAUAUUCUUGAUUGUUCUGACAUCCUGAUUGACCCCUUUCAAGCCCCUGGCAACCAAAGCCUGAUCCCACUAGAGAAAGCUGAGGCACAGUUACUGUUCAUCACGGGACAAGACGACCGGGUUGUCAAAAGUGAGUAUUAUGCUACUGAAGUCUGCAAACUUUUGCAGGCUCAAGGGAAGGAGAAUUUUCAGAUGCUCUCCUACCCGGGAACAGGUCACUGCAUUGACCCUCCCUAUUUCCCUUUGUACCCCAUAGGAAACCAUCCCAUUUUGCAUAAGCGGGCAGUCCUGGGUGGGCAGCUUGGGGCUUAUUCUAAAGCCCAGGUUCAUGCUUGGCCACAGAUCCAGGCUUUUUUCAACAAGUAUUUAAAUGACAACUAA
Messenger RNA from Charadrius vociferus (killdeer), 1203 nucleotides. Its product is annotated as acyl-coenzyme A thioesterase 5-like. Lineage: Eukaryota; Metazoa; Chordata; Aves; Charadriiformes; Charadriidae. The transcript is spliced from 3 exons. The annotation marks the transcript as partial. Gene Ontology annotation, molecular function: fatty acyl-CoA hydrolase activity. Gene Ontology annotation, biological process: acyl-CoA metabolic process; fatty acid metabolic process. The record is from RefSeq and is a predicted model, not a curated record.